Botrytis sinoallii is the source of this 999-nucleotide messenger RNA. RefSeq lists its product as uncharacterized. Gene Ontology annotation, molecular function: protein binding. Lineage: Eukaryota; Fungi; Ascomycota; Leotiomycetes; Helotiales; Sclerotiniaceae. The transcript has a single exon. Bases 1 to 999 code for a protein of 332 amino acids. The record is from RefSeq and is a predicted model, not a curated record.
AUGCACCUGCAGAAGUUCAUUUGCACUUUCGGGAGCCCUUUACGAAUAGCAGCAUUGAAUGGCCUUCUCGAAGCUGUUAAAGUUCUCACCAAGCCACGUUACAAUGCCGUAUUACCAUAUCCAGAGGAGGAAAUCCAGGAAGUUUUUCGCGCAGCAGCUAGAAGUGGGAGCAUAGCUGUGAUUUCUAUUCUCGCCGAGUCAUUUUUAGAAUCACUACCUUCGGACCUACCAUCAAAUAUCCGAGAGGAGAUGCUUAUCCAAAGUAUAUAUUGGGAAAAAGAAGAAGCAAUACAGUUGAUAAUUUCAAGUGGUGUAGAUCUCAAUUUUGCGGUAUCUGCUACUUGGAAAACUAUGCCCAAUUGGUCGCCCAUUCACUGUGCCGCUUAUAAGGGCCGCUCAAAAGUUGUUCAGCUGCGACUUGAAAAUGGCGCAAAUCGAGAUGGCCAUGCCACCGGCAUACGUGUACGUUACAACAAUACGGAUGCAAUAGUUUUUGCCGUUUCCAAGGGCCAUGAAGAUGUCGUUCAUGUUCUUUUGAAUCACGGUGUUUCGUUAGCAAGAUACAGAGGAUACAACACUGCACUGAUUAUUAUAGCAUCAUUUUGGAGCCAGCAUCAUAUCAUGAGCCUACUGUUGAAGAAUGCGGUGCAUUCCGACAAAUACAUCAAUAGAACGGCUUUAUCAUAUGCAAUUGAAAAUGGAGAUCUCCUAUCUCUGCGUCUCCUAGUAGAAGCCGGCUGCCCUGUCGAGACCCUCAAAGACGUUAAACCUAUCAACUACAACUGUUCUCCAAUCCUUUUAGCAAUGAAAUGCGGGUGGCCACAUAUUCUGGAGUACCUUUUCAGUGUCAGUAGUGAAAAGAUUGAUCCGUUGGAUGAAGAGCAAUUUCCCCUUGGUUCGACUGUCAGAAACGUUUUACGAGUGGCCAAUAUCCUUGUAGAAAUGCGAAACAACCAUACCAGCUUUGGUAUACACAGGGCAGAUACUAAACAAUCGUAG